AUGGCUGAAGCCCGUUCAGCUGCAGCUCUCAGCUUUCAAGUGACUCACGAUGGCGUCUCUGUGAGCUAUGACCAAGAACUUCUUCGGGACAUUUGGCACGCUUUUUCGAGGCAGUACAAGAGGCGUACCGGCCGAUUUAAGAAUAACUUCCUCGCUGGAACCUUCCCGGCCAACGGUUUCACUUUUGCACUCGUCGUCGCGGCGAUCUCCAUAUUUUCGGUGUUUCGGAGGGAUCUCAGCUUUGGAAUCGUGCCCUUCAUACAAACUUACUUCAUUCACUACAUAUUUGGCGAUGGAAUUCUUGGACAAUCUCUCUCAGUGCUGUUAUCAGCAGCAAUUGUUUGGUUCUUGUUGAUUCAAAUUUUGCGACUUUCCUUGAAGGCGCUUUUAUCAUAUAAAGGAUGGAUGUACGAGAGCGUUGGAAAACCUGUUUCAACACCUACAAAAGUCUGGCUGAUGUUUCUCCAUUUCAUUUCGAAGGCUUCACCGAUGUUGCACUCUUUUCAAGGAGCUCUACCGCAUCUUCCACUUCCAUCCCUUGAUGAAACAGUCAAUAAACAUCUGCGAUCAAUGCGCCCCAUUUUGAAUGAUGAGGAGUAUGCGGAUCUCGAAUUUCUUUCCGAAAGGUUCCGUCGCGGUGUUGGACGACGUCUGCAAAGAUAUCUGAUGCUCAAGAGUUGGCUCUCGUCUAAUUAUGUGACAGACUGGUGGGAAGAGUUUGUUUAUCUUCGCCAACGUAGCCCGAUCAUGAUCAACAGCAACUAUUAUGCAUUGGAUACCCUCAACGAGCACCCAACCACCAAUCAAGCAGCUCGUGCAGCCAAUCUAACAUGGGCCUCUCUCCAAUUUCGCCGUUUAGUUGACAGACAAGAAGUGACACCGUUUUCAAUCUCACCAAAAAGCAAAGUUCCGUUUUGUACUAUGCAAUACGAGCGCCUUUUCAAUGCCUGCAGGGUGCCAGGAGUCGAGGUGGAUCGAUUCCUUGUUUGUGAUGAUGCUAAGCAUGUCGCAGUUUAUCACAAGGGAUGCUGGUUUAAGGUGAUCGUACACAACGGGAAACGAUUGUUGGACGCCUGUGAAUUGCAGUACCAGUUUGAGCAAAUCAUCAAAGGUGACUAUGAACCAUCAAAUGCGGAAAGACACGUCGCUGCCCUUACUGCUGGGGACCGAACACAUUGGGCCAAAGCCAGAAAGAGCUACCUUGGAUCGGGAGUCAAUAAGACGUCUUUGCAUGCAAUCGAACGAUCGGCUUUUGUUGUCAUUCUUGAUGAAGAGGAACAAAGAUGGGACCCGAAUGAUUCAUCGCGAUUGGAUCAAUGGGCAAGCGUUUUGCUUCACGGAAAGGCCUAUGAUAGAUGGUUUGACAAAUCGUUUAACUUAAUCUUCACAAAGAAUGGGCACUUUGGAAUCAACACGGAGCACAGUUGGGGUGAUGCGGCGGUGACGGCUCAUUUUGUGGAAUGGAUUCUCGUCAAAGAUAUUGUCGACGAAGGAUAUGAUGACAAAGGUAAUGCCAUGGGUGCACCACGUGAGAAAAUCGAGCCGGAAAGACUGCGUUGGGACAUUUGCGAAGAGGGAGAAGCUGCCAUCAAUGUUUCACUGAAAGUGGCCAAUGAGCUGAUUUCGGACACCGAGAUGUCACUCUUGGUGUGGACCGAAUUUGGAAAAGGAUUGAUCAAGAAGUUGAAAGUUUCCCCUGAUGCCUUCAUUCAGAUGACUUUACAAUUGACCUAUUUCCGGAAUCAGGGUAAAUUCUCGUUGACUUAUGAAGCGUCGAUGACUCGUCUUUAUCGUGAGGGAAGAACGGAAACUGUGCGGUCUUGCACAGUUGAGAGCUCUAACUUCGUGCGCGCAAUGUGCGAUCCAAACAAAACGAGGGAAGAAAGACUUCAAUUAUUGCAUCAAGCUUGUGAACAACAUCAACACCUUUAUCGGGAUGCAAUGUGUGGAAAAGGAGUCGAUAGGCAUCUCUUUGCACUUUAUGUGAUUAAACGCUACCUUGAAGAAGAAUCACCGUUUUUCGAUAAGAUUUUCCCACCGACAUAUCUUCUUUCGACAUCUCAAACGCCUCUCAAUCAAUGCGAUGAAGAAAUGAAAGGUCUUAGUCAAGAACAACGUCUUCGAUUAAUCACAGCUGGAGGUGGAUUCGGUCCUGUCGCUGAUGCUGGUUAUGGAGUUUCGUAUAUCAUCGCCGGAGAGGACACAAUCUCAUUCCACAUUUCAAGCAAGAAGAGUGCUGCAAACACGAGCUCAAAGGAAUUCCGUGAAGAAUUGCAACGUUCAUUGCGUGACAUGCGGGCGCUUUUCCUCUCCACAAAGAAGACCGAU
Mesorhabditis belari is the source of this 2328-nucleotide messenger RNA. NCBI's taxonomy places the organism in Eukaryota, Metazoa, Nematoda, Chromadorea, Rhabditida, Rhabditidae. The record is from the annotation of a GenBank genome assembly.